Messenger RNA from Cydia pomonella (codling moth), 2115 nucleotides. RefSeq names its product GTP:AMP phosphotransferase AK3, mitochondrial (gene Ak3). Gene Ontology annotation, cellular component: mitochondrion; cytoplasm. The record is from RefSeq and is a predicted model, not a curated record. The coding region runs from base 924 to 1583 and encodes 219 amino acids. NCBI's taxonomy places the organism in Eukaryota, Metazoa, Arthropoda, Insecta, Lepidoptera, Tortricidae. Gene Ontology annotation, molecular function: ATP binding; AMP kinase activity. The transcript has a single exon. Gene Ontology annotation, biological process: nucleobase-containing compound metabolic process.
UAUUACCAAUUUUCUAAAUUGCACUUCCAAUCAAGUAAGCAACAAUUUUUUUAAGUUCUAACAAAUAACGUAGAUAUCCUCUUUUAAUUAUAAGUAUUAACAUAGUCCUAGUAUUUCAUUUUAUUUGGGAGCGCGGCAUUCCAGUAACUAUGGUAGGUCUUUAGUAAGUAGAUACGAAAUAAUAAUAGUUCACCCCAGGCAGAGUUGAUUUGUUUUUAGACACGCAGCCGUGUUCGCAUCUAGCGGUCAGCGGCACAUUACGUUAAUCUUAUCUUACGCCGGCUCCACACGUAACUAUAUAUCGUAGCGAUUAAUCUGUACAAACCGAUUUGCGCAGCUAUAUCGAUCGAGUGUAUGCAAAAUCGCUGGAGAUUAUCGUUCAUCGGUGGCAGUUUUAAUUUAUAUUAAACCUUCGAUUUAUCGGCACAGUCUGAAAUCGCUACGAUAUAUGGUAACGUGUGGAGCCGGCAUUAGUCUACUCGACCACGCGUUGCGCUGCAGUUGUCAAAAUGAUUGCUUUCCACUUUGACAUUUCAAGUGAAGUAUUUUAAAGUUUGUACCGCACUGUACUUUGAACUCGCACUAAAUUCAAAUUUUAUUACGCUCCAGUUAAUAUGAGUUGUGAAAUGUAAAUUAUUGUGUCGUUUGUUAAGCAUAUUAUAAACGGUGAUAUCGAAAUCAAGUAAACGAAUUAAUUCCAUGGCUUUUGGCGUUGACCCAAGAUACAAUGCAUAAAUAAUAAUAAGCAUUGAUGCUGUAAGUUUUGUGAGGGACUCAUUUUCUCUUAUCUACAAUUCUAUAUAAGUAAGUGAUAAUACUGCUGCAAAUACUUUUAUGAUAUCAGUAAUUGUUGACUUGUAUGUUGUCAAGGUGCGACCGAGUGAAAUACCAUUGUUGUGUCACAUUAAGGUUAUUUCAAAAUCAUGAUACUGAAAGGCAAAUUAUUAAAGGCGCUAAUUUUGGGCGCCCCAGCAUCGGGAAAAGGUACUAUUUCAUCUCGCAUUGUAAAAAAAUAUAACAUUGCACAUGUCUCCAGUGGGGACAAAUUGAGAGAACAUAUAGAGCAUCAGACAGACUUGGGGAAAGAAGUGAAAAAAUAUUUAAAUGAGGGAAAAUUAGUACCAGAUGAUUUAAUAAUAAAGUUUAUGAUAACAGAACUGAAAAAAGUUGAAAAUAAACCAUGGUUAUUAGAUGGCUUUCCUAGGACGGUUGCACAGGCAAAUGCAUUAUGGAAAACUCAACCCGUGGAUGUAGUGCUCAACUUGGUGGUGCCAUUUGAUGUAAUCAUUGACAGGGUCAAAAACCGCUGGGUGCAUUUGCCUUCAGGAAGAGUCUACAAUAUUGGGUUCAAUACACCAAAAAAUCCCGGUAAAGAUGAUAUCACCAAUGAAGACUUAGUUCAACGUCCUGAUGACAGGCCAGAGGCGGUGAGGCAGCGUCUUGAAAUAUAUGAUAGCAUUACUCGCCCUGUUAUUGAUUUUUAUAAAAAAAAGGGAAUCCUUAAAGAAUUUGAAGGACGAUCUUCUGAUGAAAUUUGGCCGAAGGUAGUGGCCUAUUUAGAUCCUAUAUUUAGCAAGAAGUAGUGCUCUACAGGACUAGAAGAUAGCUUUAAAAAUUGGUGCUAGAAUUUUUGGAAAGUUUUUAGUAUGUUUAAGUAGAAGUGAACUCAUUGUAAUUAUUUGUAUUUGAAGAGAAGCCAUUUUUGAAUAAAUUUAGAUUAAAUUAAAACAAUAGCUGCUAAUAAUAAUAGAUUAGUAAUGACUGCUCUAGCUUAUAUAGUUUGUGGAAGUAUAAUGAAAAAAAUCAUGUAAAAAUAUACUUUAAAGUUUUUUACAACUUACAUUUAAGCAAGUAUACAAAUUCUCAAAUCUGUCUUCCACAUUUGUGAUUAUUUAUAGGCAAUAUACAUGUGUACUUAUAUUUGAUUCGUUUUAGACAGCAUAAGCAUUAUUUUUGAUGUGAUGGAAUUGCAGCAAUGUUUACUUUUUAAGCAUACAUGGCAGUAGGUAUACAAAUAAUAUGUUUAUUAUUAUUAGUUAGUUGUUAAACUUAUAGUCAAUGUAACCAAAUUAUAUUAGACAAUUUUAGUAUAAUUAUAUUGCUGUUGAGUGUGAA